CUAUCAUCAGGGCAUCUCCGAAUUUAAGAUAUUUAGAGAUCGGCCAUAAUGAUAUUGGUGAUGAAUCAUCAAUUUGUAAUGUUAUUCGUUCCUGCCCGAAACUCCAACAUCUCAACCUUAGCUUUUGUGAAAUUUCUAAUGUAACUAUUAAAGAAAUUGCUCGUUCAUGUCUCAGUUUAAAAUUUCUAGAUUUGGAAGAGUGCAAAAAUAUUAGCAAAAAAAACGUGGGUCAGCUAAAUCCAAAUAUUCAUAUAGAAAAUUUUGAUAAAAAUUACUACUGUUCCGAUUCAGAGUCUUCUAGCUCUGAACCCGAAUCAGAGUUCGAAUCAUCUAGUUCUGAAUCAGAGGAUGGAGUUAUCUAUUAUAAUAAUAUAUCUCCUCCGAUGAUUAUAGACUCAUCUGAUAGCCCGAAUGAUUUUAUUAGCACAUUUAGUGAUUUUCUGUCUAGUGCUUUUCCUAGACAUGGCGGCGGAUCGCAAGACAGAGUAGAAAUUGCGCCUCUUAAUCUACCGAUUUACAGAUCUGAUGUUUGUAAAGCAAACGGCAUGCCUCUGGCCUCAUUCUACAUAAUAAAACAAAUUUCCAUUUAUGGGUCGUUAGUGGCUUUGUAUGGAGCACGAAUGGGG
Messenger RNA from Racocetra fulgida, 626 nucleotides. The record is from the annotation of a GenBank genome assembly. NCBI's taxonomy places the organism in Eukaryota, Fungi, Glomeromycota, Glomeromycetes, Diversisporales, Gigasporaceae.